This is a messenger RNA of Leptonychotes weddellii (Weddell seal), 2037 nucleotides long. The record is from RefSeq and is a predicted model, not a curated record. Lineage: Eukaryota; Metazoa; Chordata; Mammalia; Carnivora; Phocidae.
GGGAGGGCCCCCGGUGCUGGGACGCUCAGGGUCACGUCGACCCUCCCACCCCAACAGAGGGGAUGGGAGGUGGGUCCUGCGCUGGUUCCGCCGUCGCACCCCGACCCGGGCGUUGGAAGCUCUGAGGGCCGGCCCAGUUCUGUUCUCUGGGCCUCAGUUUCCCCAUCUUUAAAAUGAAUAGAGGUUGGGGAACGGUUUGAAAAAGUAGGGGAGUCCCUGGGGCGGGCGGGAAGGCCUAGGCUCACGGGGUGGGGCGGGGCUGCCACGUGACCCGAUUGCUAUGGCACCCACGGGAACAAUCGGGUCCGCGGCCCCGCCCCUUCUCAUCGACCUCCCCAGCCCUGGGAAGGGCCUCCCCGCCCUUCCGGGGCCCCAGACACCCUUGGAGGCACUCCAGCUUCAGAGCGCUCUAUCGAGAAGUGCCUGCACCCUGUGCCUUUCAUCCACACUAAUUUGGCUGCAGUGACUCUCGUUCAAGGGACGAUCACUUUGGAUAGCUUAUUACAGCUCUUCUCACGACAUUCCUGAUCCCCCUUCUCCUGUGAAUGACCGCUGAGGAAGACAAUGAAUGAGGUGAAGGAGUCUCUUCGAAACAUCGAGCAGAAGUACAAGCUCUUCCAACAGCAACAGUUCACCUUCAUUGCCGCUCUGGAGCACUGCAGGGAGAACGCCCACGACAAGAUCCGGCCCAUUGCCAGCAUCGGACAGGUGCAGAGCUACACGGAGCAUUACUGCAACAACGCCACAGACCGGCGCGUUCUGCGCCUGUUCCUGGACAUCUGCGCGGAGCUGAGCAGGCUGUGUCGGCACUUCGAAGCCCUGCACUCCGGCAGCCCGGCCACCAGCAACCUGCUUGAGAAAUGCAAAUCCCUGGUUAGCCAAAGCAACGACCUGAGCAGCCUCAGGGCAAAGUACCCUCACGACGUGGUGAACCACCUCAGCUGUGACGAGGCCAGGAACCACUACGGAGGCGUCGUCAGCCUCAUCCCCAUCGUCCUGGACUUAAUGAAAGAAUGGGUCGCCCACUCGGAGAAGCUGCCCCGCAAAGCCCUGCAGCAUGUGAGUGAGCCCCAGGCACGCCAGGAAGCCACCGGGGCGGCCGCUCGCCCUGCCUGGACCACAGGCACCCAGCCUCGGUUAAGGAAGCACAAACGUAGGCGACUUACAAAAGACAGCCCCAAACCUAGGGGGAAUGACAUAGGAUGUCUCAAACCUCCCUGGAGACCGCCUGGCGGGAAACUGUAACUCAGAGCCGACAAGCUGCUGCGUCCCGUAGGGUGCUUGGUCACUUAACUUGGUCUCCACCGGCUGAUCCAUUCUUUGGCGCCCACAGUCCCCGCCACGGAUGAACCCCAGAGGGCCUGCCCAAUAUACUGUUGAGAACCUCUCUCCCUCUGUCACUUUCACUUCUAAGCUCUCCUCGCCUCUGAGUGUCCGGCUCUGUGCCAAUGAAGAGGACCCCCACUUUCGGUGUUGGUGGGAGCGGGUGUCCCGGGGAGGCUGCUGAGAGCUGGGGUCACCAGCCUGCCCAGGUGCUCUGGGAGCUCCCAGCCCACACCCUGCCGGGCCCGACCACACUGCAGGUCCGGCUUUCUGGGCCGUGCCGCCGAGCCGGAGGCCUGCCAGCUCCUUUCCCACCACAGCGGCAACUGUAGGCAAGGCUCGGCUCCUGCAAGAUCUGGCUGCUUGGCCUGCCAGGAUGCUGAGGGCCGGCACGGUGGACUUCCUCAGUGUGAUUAGGUCUCUGGACCAAAACCCAAAGAGGAACGAACCUGCCUUUGCUCUCCUUUACUUGGGAGAGGGGAGGCCAUGAGAGAAGCCGGAAGAAUUUUGAUUUUAUGGCUCCCGUGCAAGGACAGUUUCCUGAUUUUCACAACACAGUCAAGGCCCCGACAUUAUAGAAUGUGUCUCCGGCUUUUGCGCUUGCUGGAAGUUCUGACUGACUGUUGGCUUUUCCCUUCACAGGGGGCGACUUAGCUUCUGUGUUCUUGCUUCCUCGGGGGCGACCGUCAAGAAUAAAAAGUGUUCUCCCACCUC